Molecule: messenger RNA, 387 nt
Organism: Echinops telfairi (small Madagascar hedgehog)
Lineage: Eukaryota; Metazoa; Chordata; Mammalia; Afrosoricida; Tenrecidae
Product: keratin-associated protein 2-1
Exons: 1
Coding region: 1-387 (128 amino acids)
Cellular component (GO): keratin filament
Source: RefSeq, a predicted model, not a curated record
AUGACCGGCUCCUGUUGUGGCUCCAACUUCUCCUCCCUGAGCUGUGGGGGAGGCUGUUGCCAGCCCUGCUGCUGCAGAGACCCCUGCUGCUGCCGCCCAGUGUCCUGCCAGACCACCGUGUGCCGCCCUGUCACCUGUGUGCCUCACUGCACACGCCCCAUCUGUGAGCCCUGCCGCAGGCCCAUCUGCUGUGACCCCUGCGGCCUGCAGGAAGGCUGCUGCAGGCCCAUUGCCUGCUGCCCCACGUUCUGCACGGCGGUGGUCUGCAGGCCCUGCUGCUGGGCCACCACCUGCUGCCAGCCCAUCUCUGUGCAGGCCCCCUGCUGCAGGCCCCCCUGCUGCCGGCCUGCCCCCUGCCGCACCACCUGCACCACCUCCUGCUGCUGA